Molecule: messenger RNA, 3708 nt
Organism: Rubroshorea leprosula
Lineage: Eukaryota; Viridiplantae; Streptophyta; Magnoliopsida; Malvales; Dipterocarpaceae
Source: the annotation of a GenBank genome assembly
GAAUUAAUUUAAUUGAGAGAAUAAAAUCACAAGUUGACAAAUAUUUUUUUGAGUCAUUGUUUUGUUGGUUGGGAGGACUUUCUUCCUUGCGUAGAGAAAGAUCUCUUAUCUGGGAUGUGGGAUCUCUCUAUUUUCUCACCAGAUACUGGCCCAGCGGAUCUGAAUUUUCAUUUUUAAUUUUGUCUGGAGAUGAUGAUGAUUUUAGUUUUCCUUCAAUGGGGGUUUGAGGAGAUGGGGGCUUUUGUAUUUUGUGUCCUUUAGGUGUUUGUGUUUUUGUUUCCUUGGGAUCGUGUGUUGUUCUGGGUUUCAGGUACUUUUCUUUACCUGUACUGUGAAAUUGUCUGGGAGGCAGAUGGAUUCUUGAGCUCUGGUUUGCUGCCAUCUUGUGGGAGUUCGGUGAGCUUGUAGGCCAGUUCCGAUGAAGAGGUGCUGAAGGAUUGAAUUAUGAGAAAUGGGAACUGAAGUACAGUUAAAGAUGCAUUUUCCUGGAUAUUAUUCCUUGAGGGAUCUAAAUCAUGAUACUGGCAAGGUUAGCUGGCCGUUGCAUCAUGAAAAUAAAAACUUUGAGCUGUACCAUAACUUUUUCUCAACAAGGCCAGCCAUAGAUAUUGGAUGUGAUAAGGAACAACUGAGGCACACUAUAUUGAAGCAAGAAUCGAUAUUCAGGCACCAGCUGCAUGAACUUCAUCGUCUUUACAGAAGACAAAGGGAGAUGAUGAAUGAAAUGAAAAGUAAAGAACUAAACAAACAUUUGAUUCAUGUGGGUACAUCACAAUCUAGUCCCUUUUCAUCUGGCUUCCUGUCUCAAGAUGAGCAAAAGAGUCAUGUUUUAGAGUCACAGAUGUUGGACUUAAGUUGUGGUAGACUAUAUAAAUCUGAGGCUGAUAGCAUCCAUUCCCAAUUUAGUUCUUUGAAAGAGAAACUUUUGCAUUCUGGUUGUGAUUCAUUGCUAAAUGGAUUGAACUUGAAAAAUGGUGAAUCCCUUGAAUCUCAAUGCAAGAACGUUCAGAGAAGAUUGUUUGACCUUGAACGUCCAGCUGAUGAAUAUUUAAGCAACCGAGAGGGAGAUCUUGGUGUUUCUGCGGUAUCAGGAGUAGAAAAUUACCCUUCUAAAAGGAUUUUUGAUUUUCCUCAUCAAAGGGAAGGAAAGCUGUCUAUUCGUAAUGGUAGCAGCUAUAACUGUAAUGGUGAUGCUAUCAAUUCCAAUUUGUAUGUACGAGGAACCUCUUGUCAUACCAAUUGGAAUGGACCUACCCAGGUUGACAAGGCACAGAGGCAGCAGUCAUCUACAAGGUCACAACAAGGCUUCCAACCUCUGGCAGCAGAAUUCUCACAGAACUCCCAUAAUGGAAGAGAGGAAGGAAUUGGUCUUGACAAUCUGCAUGUGGAGAUUGAAAGGAGGCAGAAAGCAUGGUUAUCUAAUAGUGUUGAAAAUGGUCACAAUAGAAGCACUAGUUCCUUCUGUGGAAGUUUUCAUGCUGAAGAGUUGCAUAAACAACCCAAAUCAGUGCAAGUUGAAACCACAAAGGUCCAGCCUUCAAAUACAGAAACACCUGCGAAGAGGAAAAUUUUUGGUGUAGAAAUUCCUGAAAGUAGUAGUGGUACAUCUGCUGCUGCUUCACUUGCACUUAAUGAUGCAUCAGCUUUUGCUUCACAUUCACUUGAUCAACUAGCAAAUGGUCCCCGUUCAGAUACAACAAAUUCUGAGAUAUUCUCUGUUUCUACUUGGAAAAGGUUUCCUAGUAGUUGGAGCCAGAAUGCUCCAGGAAAUCCUGGUAGUAGUACUGUUGGUCAACCGAAUGGUAGGUCUAUAACAUCAAUGCAGGAUCAUAGAGUUGCCGAGGACAAAGUGCUUGCUCAGAGUGAUUCAAGAUUUGUUCCCAAUUUAAGGACGGACAAACUGUGCCAAAAUGGUCAGUAUUGUUCUCCAUCCAAAUCCAAGGAAUCAAGAGUUUGCUGCCCAUCAGUUGGCUUCAGCAACCAAAAUUGCCCCAGCCCCAGCAAUCAAGUUGUUUCUGAACAACUUGUUCAACAUGCUCCUAUAAAUAAUUUUAAGGGUUUAAGCUUGGAGGCAAAGUCAGCAGUAGAUCUAAAUAUGCCUGUGAAUGGUUAUCAGAAUGAAUCAAUUCCUCAGUUAAAUAUGAAUGUGGUUGAGAAACAAGAGAAUCUGCAUGCAGGCUUAUCUUGGUUAAGAGCCCAUCCACUAUCUAAUGGAAAAGCUGCCAAAGAAAUGGAAGUUUCCUGUCAGAUUGAGAUGAAGAAGUGCCCCUACCAAAGCAUUAUCCAAGAUUCUUUCUCAGCAGCUAGUGUAAAUAACACUGAUUACUGGAGACAGGAAGGUGAUUACCAUUCAAGCAAAACAAAGAUUCUUGGAUUUCACAUUCUUGAAAUUGAAUCCAAGGAUAUGCCUUCUCCCAGUUCCCUGCUGAAGUCAAAAAUUUCAGCUUCAGCCAAUGGCACUGAUUCUUCAUCACCUGCAUCUGGAGAACGUCCAAUGAAGAGUCUAGUUGUGGAGAAAGAAGUAACUGAGCUGAAUGCUGAUUUAAAACCAGAAAUUGAUUUGAAUUUGUGUGUUGUUGACGAAAGGAUUGAAGGAGAUGUUCAACCACCAUCUCCAAAAACCAGUAUGAGGUUUGCAGCUGUGAUAGAUUUGGAGGUGCCAGCUACCAUUGACACUGAAACUGCUUCUGGUUUUGAGUCUCCUGAAAGUCAGCUUAAGAAACCCUUUGACUCAUCACAAAAUGAAUCUGAAGAGCCUCAAAGACUUAACAUUGUUUCUGCAGCUGCUGAGGCACUGGUGGCCUUAUCUACAUCCGCAAUUAACGUGGACAAUUGUUCCUGUCAGCAACUAGAAACUCCAGCAGGCAGUUCUCUUCAUUGGUUUGCUGAGAUAAUCUCUUCUUACGGGAGUGACAGCGAGAUUGAUGUUAGAUCUUCACCAGACAAGGAUGGUGCCUCUUGUGAAGACUACAGUCUUGAUGGACUUGAUUAUUUUGAGUUAAUGACAUUAAAUUUGACAGAAACCAAAGUAGAAGAAUGCUGUUAUAUGCCCCAGGUUCUGGAAAAUCAAAAAGGUGAAAAACCAUUUACAAGACGACCACGGAGAGGACAGGCAAGGAGAGGAAGGCAGCGCAAGCACUUUCAAAGAGAUAUACUUCCUAGUCUUACUUCUCUGUCAAGAAACGAGGUGUCUCAGGAUCUUCAGACAAUUGAAGGGCUAAUUCAAGCUAAGGGUGGCAACUGGCAAUCAAGUUUGACCCAGAAGAACAAUUCUAAGAGCAGUUCAGGAAGGGGAAGGAAGCGGUCUGUUCCACCCAGCUCAAAUGCAUCUUGCUUGGACCCAGUUAAGCAAGCAGAAGCAGUAAUUCCAGAGAGUAACCUAACAGGAUGGGGAAAGAGGACAAGGCGUCCGCCACGGCAGAGAUGCCCCAUUGCCAUUAAUAAUCCUCUACCUGUAAAAUAAGUAUAUGGAUGAAAAUGGCCCUAGUUUACCACUUCAUAUGGAACUGGCAAGAGUUCUCUCCUGCCUUCCCUAAUUUCUAAACUUCUAUUCAGGUUUUCCAACAAAGGUGACCCAUCACCCAUGUGGUACUUUUUUCCCUUUUUUUUUCUUUUUUUUACCAUAAUUCAGUUUCUUCUUAAUUCUUCAGUAUCCUGAUUCCUGAGUGACUAUGUAUUAUUCUUCAUAAAUAAGCUGCAUUCUUCCUG